AAAUGUUAGAGUUUCCAUAUACGUACGCAAAACUUUGUGAUGUGAUUUGUUCCAUCGUGGAUACGCGAAAAUCCAGUUUCUGACUUUUUGCAACAACAGGCAGAAAUUUAAAAAUUAGAGCAAAUAUUACCUGACAUUUGUCAGGUGCAUGGCCCAAUAUAUAGGUCAUAAUAGCUAUUCUACUGAUAAGAGCAUUUAAAAAGUUAAAUUUUCGGUGUCGCGAUCAAAUACGCAAAAAUAAUAGACGGUAGAUUCAUCUGUAGGUUCUGGAGAAUAAAAAAAGUGCUGACAGAAGCUAUUCUCAUGCUCUAAUUUUGGCGUUCACCCCGAGGCUGUCAGGAUGGAUGAUUACGGACUUUACUCAAAACCUAAAGACACCGAAGAUCAAUGGCAAAGUGAAAGUAUUUCUACAUCCAAGGCAGGCUGUGGUAUCCAAAAUAAUGGGUUCACUAUUUUUAAACGCGUGUUUUCAGCGCUUCUCAUCCUUGGAGAUGUUGUGAUCGACUGGACGUCAUUGGCUGAUGUCAUUGUGGGAACGAUUUCUGAUGAAAGCGCACUUGCAAAAAAUGAAAAUUUUACGUUCUCCUUUCCAGCGUUUAAGGAUGCAAUUCAAUUAUUUAACAGCAGUGCAACGGAAAAAGACAAAUGCGGUUCCUCUUCAUUUAAAAUAACGAUUUGGUACAGCAGUUUCGUACUUUUUGGCUCUGUGUUUGCCCUAGUCAAAUUGCUGAAUAUCAUUGGAGAAACCCGACGUGAAAUUUGCGAGAAAAAAGAAAAAGGGAAAUCGUUUGGAUUCCAGCUGCUACACGGCUGGACAGAAACUUUGUAUGCUCUUUUGUUUGAAGACCUCCCACAAAACUUUUUGCUUUUGCUAUACUCCAUGACGUGUAAGCAUAAUGCUUUAAAUCGUACAAAAACUUACGCUUCAAUGCUUGGUUCUUUUGUGAAAAAUGUCUUUCGAAAAUCAACAUGUAAACAAAAACCUGGCUGCUCUUUCUGUCGUCUAUAUGCUUUUGAUAUUGGUUGCAUGAACUUCACUUGUUUAUCUUUCGUUUUUUGUUCCUGUUGUUCCGCCGCACAAAAUUACUAUCCUGAUGGAAGUUUAGUUGAGGUUAAAAUGAAAUUGGCAGAUGGAAAUUUAAUGAAGGUCCAAAAGCCAAUUGAAAAGGUUAAAGACCCUUGUAUGUGUUGCGUAUGUGUUGAGCUUGAAUGGGGAUAUGAGGUGAAUAUUCCAGUUGUAUGUUCGUGUUGUCGCUGUAUCUUCAUUAAACAAAUGGGGUGCUUUGAUAACACAUUUGAAAGCAAAUGCUGUAAGCCGAACUACUACGGUUGUUGUGGUAAAAAGAUUGAAAAAGACCCAAUAUACUUAGAGAAAUAUAUCAUCUUAUGUUAUCUGAUCAACAUCGUCAUAUUUGUCAUGCAUAUUCUUGGUACAAAUCUGGGUGAUGCGUUUAGUCUGUAGACGAGCAUUAAAUUUAUCAUUCUGGAGUUUAGCUUUGCUUGUUUCAGCCUGUUUUGUUAAAAGACAUAUAUCGGAAGCAAACUUCGGAAGAAAUUACCAUAAAACAGUAUCUUUAUCAAGAAUCUUAUUGACAGUUUUAACUCCAUUCAAAUAACUUUGAUAGUUUGUAAAUUCAAAUUCAAUUACAGAUUGAACUGUAGCUUUUCAUAUUUAGAAAUAAAUGUUUGUUUUAAUGUGUGAGAUGCUCCUUAAUUAUAU
Messenger RNA from Mercenaria mercenaria, 1720 nucleotides. RefSeq lists its product as uncharacterized. Bases 341 to 1462 code for a protein of 373 amino acids. NCBI's taxonomy places the organism in Eukaryota, Metazoa, Mollusca, Bivalvia, Venerida, Veneridae. The transcript is spliced from 3 exons. The record is from RefSeq and is a predicted model, not a curated record.